AUGGCGGCGACUUUGCCAUACGAAGGUCCGUUUCUACGUCUCUCAGCUGACUACUUCACGGACGAUUUCUCACGGUUAUUCCGCGCAGAUUACGUUGCGUUGUCAGGACUAGUGCUCGACUGGGUCGACAGCUAUGACAGCAAGGCAUGUGACUGGGACAGGCUGAAGACCAUCCUAGCGCCAAAACUCACGGUCGAUUACAGCAGUAUUGGAGGUCCGAAGCAUAAGAAAAUGGCAGCGGAAGACUUUGUCGCCGUGAUUAGCGGCCCCGAGAUGUUUGGCGAUGCUUCACUGGGUACACAGCACCUCAUUGGCGCCUCCAAGUGGGAGAGGGUUGAUGAGAACAAGGUUGUUGGCCACCACCAGAUGCGCUCCACAUCCGUACGCCUGACUGGCGCCGACAGCGGGGAAGGAAAGGUCGAGGCGGAUCGGAGGGUUGUUGUCAUGCAGUCUUACGUUAAAGCCGACGGAAAGUGGAAGUUAGCUGGGCUGAAGCCGAUGAGUCGCUGA
This is a messenger RNA of Colletotrichum siamense, 510 nucleotides long. RefSeq names its product Scytalone dehydratase arp1 (gene arp1). The transcript has 3 exons. Gene Ontology annotation, biological process: melanin metabolic process. Gene Ontology annotation, molecular function: scytalone dehydratase activity. The record is from RefSeq and is a predicted model, not a curated record. Lineage: Eukaryota; Fungi; Ascomycota; Sordariomycetes; Glomerellales; Glomerellaceae. The coding region runs from base 1 to 510 and encodes 169 amino acids.